GUUUACCUGAUAUUGUGCCCUUGUUUUUAGAAUUCAAAGUCUCGUCACCACCAUUUCUGGCAGUGAUGGAAACCUCUGAAGAUUCCUACGUUCAGGAGGACAGUCGAGCAAGGAAUAGUCGCAACGAAAUUUCAGAGUGUUGGACCGCUAUAAGGCCAGAGGAUGGGAGACCAUUUGUUCCCCUCCUUGGGAAGAUACCUGAAGGCCAGUCUUCUUCUCAGCCUCCGAUGAUUUUGAGUAAUGUUGACGAACACCAAAACCGCUGGAGAGAAAAGCCAUCGCAACGCUUGAUAGAGGCAGAAACAACUUGCCAGCCUGGCUCUGUGUCAACAGACUACGGUUAUCCGACUCCACAAAGUUCUACGGCCUUAACGCUCAUGGAUAAGCCAAGAGCCAGAGAGCCAAGCACUGCAGAUCAAGGGGCAACAGAAGCCAGGGUGACAAGAACCGUGGAGGACACCAGCUCACAGCCCGUGUUACAUGGAGUUACACCAAUGCCAACAAGUUUUGGUAAAGUGGACAAAGUAAGUGGGAUGCUUUGCAGGCCACAUGGUUGGCCUAAUAUUGACCAGCAGGCAAGGAGUGUGGAUGCAAACAAAAGAAAAGAUAUUGGGUCUUCAGAACAACCAAGCCAGAGAUAUUGGGGUCUCUUCCAAUGCUCCUUCUGCAAUUUUGUUUUCCAGGAUCUGUCUGAGCUUUUGCAGCACCAGGAGACCCACAACCAAGAUAAGUUCCAGGGCAUUGGCCACGAGCUGGUUCAGUCAGAUCAACCGGACGAGAUCACAUGUGAGUGGAGAAGAUACCGCUGCAUUGUGUGCGAUAAGAUCUUCUGCAAGCAGUCGUCGCUGGUCACUCACCUACGUAUACAUACAGGCGAGAAGCCAUUCUCCUGCCACGUGUGUCGGAGGAAAUUUAACCAACGCACUAGCCUCACCGUCCACCUACGGACUCACACAGGAGAGGCGCCGUUUCGCUGUACCAAGUGUAGCAAGAGCUUCCGUCAGCAGUCCAAUCUUACCCAUCACAUGAAGAGCCACCAGAGAGCGGAAGAGCUUGAUGGAGGAAACUGGAGCGAAGAGAACAGGGCACCCGGACUUCCUUUGAUGUAUCUGAUAUCUGACGGCAAUGACACCGGUAACGAGGUUUGGGGUACUAAAGGCCCUGUUCUGAAAGGUGGUAAAGAAGAAGAGCCUGCAGCUUGUAAAAGACCCUACGUCUGUGGUCACUGUUUCAAGCGCUUCACGCAUCAGUCCAACCUGAUGGUUCACCAGCGCAUUCACACUGGGGACCGGUCAUACCGCUGCCAGGAAUGCGGCAAACAUUUCACACGGAGAACCAGCUUGAUGGUGCACCUGCGCGGCCACACCGGAGAAAUGCCGUACUCCUGCCAGCAGUGCGGGAAGAGUUUCCGCCAGCAGUCCAACCUUCUUUACCACAUGAAAAGCCACGCGGGACAGACUGACCCGAAAACAGAGGUUUCCAUUGGCAGUCCCAGCAAACAGAUGGUGAAGCUCUGUGGGCAGCUGAUCGGGCCAUCUGGCCAGUACGUUGAGAGAGAAUACUCACAAUUGCUAAACAUCGGCAGUGUUGGAGCAGUAAGAGGGGAAGAUGGACAAGUGAGGGCCUACCAAUGCAACCAAUGCACGAAAUGGUUUCCUACGACCUCCAGCCUCCUUCUCCACCAAAAGCUUCACAUGGAACAGCCAAAUAACAUCAUGCAAUGCAGAGAGAUACAGGUCCAGUAUCCCGUUAAUAGGGGCCUGCCACAUACAUACACAGAGAGCAUGCUGUCUUCUCGACAUGAACUUGAAGGGUUCCCGCAGCCAAUCUUUAAGCUUCCACCCCGUCCGGAGGGGAACAAUGCCCCAGGGGUUCCAAAUAGCUCAGAGCUACAACUUAUCCCCCAGCCGGGAAACAGCACAGAAUAUCAGAGGGUAGGGGCUCCUCCUGCAGAGAAAGCACCGAUAAAGGGCCCCUUCCAAAUUCGUGGAAGAGGAAGGCCAAGGAAAAAUCCUUGCAUAGGUCAAGGCCCCAUGAUGACCCUGCUGACAGGAAAAGCUGUUCAUAAGUGUUGGAAGUGCCCGCGACGUUUCAACAACAAGUCCAACUUGAUUGUCCACUUGCGUAUUCACACAGGGGAACGUCCGUACCAGUGCUGGAAGUGCGAGAAGCGAUUUCGGCAGCAGUCAAACUUGAUCCAGCAUCUCAGGAACCACAGGGAGCUUUUCCAAGAUGAUGAUGUUCCAGAGCAAAGGAAAGAGACACUGAAAGGGCAGGAGACCGGGAAGAACCUUCAGGACAUGAUGAUGCUUCAGCCGCACAGUGUUGGCCAAAGUCGUUGGACAUUCUUUCCUUUCACCGAUGGAAGCCAAAUGAACCAAAGCGGGCAGUUUUUUGAGGCUCCCCAGACCGUAAACCUGAGCGAAAUCUCCACCACCGCCGAGUGCGUCAGUUCAGGGCUAGGUGCCAACUCUCCGUUGGCCGACAGAUCUUUCAAGUGCAGGAGCUGCUUUAAGACCUUCAACCACAAGUCCAAUCUCUUGGUCCAUGAGCGCAUACACUCAGGGGACAAGACUUACCGCUGCCAAGAGUGCGGUAAGCAGUUCAGUCAGCGCACGAGCCUGAUGGUUCAUCUAAGAACCCAUACUGGAGAGAUGCCGUAUGCUUGCCUGCAGUGCCGGAGGCGCUUCCGACAGCAGUCUAACUUACUGUACCAUAUAAAGACCAAUACGGUGCAAGGUCUACUUAAGUGUACCGCAGAACAUCUGCCUAACUCUCCUUCAAUUUCAGGGAUAGAAGCUGGAGGAGAAAGCAGUAUGGGCUCGGAGAUAGAAUCCCCACCUGGACACCCACCCAUGUGGAUGCAUUUGGAAUCCAACCCCAAGAACGGUAUGUCCCCAGGCACCCCGAAUCAGAGCGCAAAGGAGGAGUUCCACUGUCCCGAAUGCGACAAAGUAUUCAUUCACCAAUCAAAUUUGCUGGUUCACCAACGGAUCCACUCCGGGGAGCGGUCAUAUCGCUGCCACGAAUGCAACCGCCAGUUCAGCCAACGCACCAGCCUGAUGAUCCACUUGCGCACUCACACUGGCGAGAUGCCGUACGCCUGCCAGUGCUGCGGUAAGAGAUUCAGACAGCAAUCAAACUUAUUGUAUCACUUGAAGAGCCACGCAGAGCAGGGCACGGUUAUGAAUUCUAUUCCAAGCACAGAUUAUGCAGUUCCCAGAGCAAGAGGCAGGCCAAGGAAAACUGAAUCUAGUGAGGAGAGUAGGGGAAAGAGCGUUAUGCCUAGGGGCAAGCGCACGUACAAGUGCACAGAGUGUCCAAGGCGCUAUAACCUCAUGUCUAACUUGGUAGCGCACCAGAGAUCGCAUGAUCAGCAGCCUCUGUACACUUGCUCAGAAUGCGGCGAGAGUUUUCUGCAGCAAACUUACCUCACCGUCCACAAAAAACUCCACGCUAAGAGGGACGAUCCCGAACUUGGGGGGCAGUAUUGCUGGAAGCCGAGCCAAGAUUUGAUGGACAUCAGAAGUACAGGCAGAGAAGAAGAGAGAGCAGCUGUGUACACACAGCACGAGAAGUAGACAGGGAAAGCCCCGGCACGUGUCUGAAACUCAGGCACGGUCCAAGUCCUAGACCUGAAAAGCAAUAUAUUAAGAAAUAUUAGGGAAAUUCUUCAUAUGAGAGCUGGGGGGGCGUUAAACCAGGACACUAGAGAGUGUCCAGAAAGUUAAUUGGCAACGCUGCAUCUUUAUAGACUGCAGUAAUACCCCAAGCGGUCUUAUUUUCUAAAUCCCGAGUUGCACACAGCGUUCAUUCAUGAUGAUAGAUGGCCUAGUUGAACUUGACCUUAAGUCCACAGGCCUCGGCCACCGAACUCGGCAGAUUCCCUCGGCGGCUUAGACCCUGCCGGCUUCGCUGUGUGAAGCCCGUGAGCAUCGACCGGCUCUCCCGACCGCUUUCAGGACUUUAAGCUUGCGUGGGUUUCGCUCAAGUCCCUGCCAUGCUCAUCGGGACAGAAACAGCCGACUCGGCAGGGUCUCCGUGCGACUUGCCAUCAUCUCUCCAAGU
Molecule: messenger RNA, 4068 nt
Organism: Spea bombifrons (plains spadefoot toad)
Lineage: Eukaryota; Metazoa; Chordata; Amphibia; Anura; Pelobatidae
Product: zinc finger protein 585A-like
Exons: 2
Coding region: 66-3581 (1171 amino acids)
Molecular function (GO): DNA binding
Source: RefSeq, a predicted model, not a curated record